Messenger RNA from Octopus bimaculoides (California two-spot octopus), 2432 nucleotides. Its product is annotated as RNA ligase 1. Gene Ontology annotation, molecular function: RNA ligase (ATP) activity. The record is from RefSeq and is a predicted model, not a curated record. Lineage: Eukaryota; Metazoa; Mollusca; Cephalopoda; Octopoda; Octopodidae. Gene Ontology annotation, biological process: response to reactive oxygen species.
AGUGUAAGAAUUGGCACUCCUCUCUCCUACUACACAAGACACACGCACGCAUACGUACACAUAGAAGCGCACAUGUAUUCAUAUACAUAAUCGGUACAAACACACACACACACACACGCACAUAUAUACAGACGCACCGCAUACGUAUACAAGCGUGCAAUGUGCGCGCGCGUGUGUCUGUAAGACAAAUUGUUAUCAGUGAAUAAGAAAACUCUCGUAAAGCUGUUUCCUCCUAACAAAAUCAACUUUAACAGCGGUAAAUAAAACAUUUCCCUCCAUCGUGGAUCAGAGAAGCCGUCUUGUAAAUCGGACCGUCUCGUCAGCUUUCAACACAUUCUUUUUAAUGCUUCGAUUUCUUAUGGAACUCAACUGAUCGCCCCGAAGUUGCUGUAAGACUGUCAUGGUGGUGUGAUGGAUAAACUGUGCUCUGUCCAAAGUAAACUAAACUGUAUCUUUGAAAUUGCUGUGACAAAUGAACCAAGCAGCAAGCAUUCUAACCAAUUGUACAUGGUGUCAGCGACUGACAAGUUGCGACCGGAUGCUAAAGGACAUAAUCUGGAGACUGCUCUUCUGACAGAGAAAGUCGAUGGCACGUGUGCCUACGUUGCUGAAUUCAAAGACAGGCCAUGGUUAUGGGCCCGUCAUGACAGAAAACCCAAGAAGUCUGCCGAGAAAGAAUUUCGUAAAUUUCAGAAUGAGCAACUUGAUAAAGAUGCCACGUUUCAGUGGAAUUUCGAGCAAGACUUUAAGCCUUUUCCAGAGCAUUGGAUUCCUGCCACAGGUGUUGAAGUGAAGGAUGGCGUUGUUUAUCCUGACCAAAAUGGACACACACCUGGUUGGGUUCCUAUUGAUGUGAACAGCAAACAAUACUGUUGGCACUUGGAAUCGGUCAAUUUGAAGCAAGGCACAGCAUUACUGCUCAAAGAAACAGAAAACACAGCAUUAAAAAUCUGCCUGGUCCCUUUGAAGGACAUCUUAAACCACACUGCCGAAUUAAUUGGCACAUCAGUGAAUGGAAACCCCUAUGGUCUUGGGAGCAAGAAAUUCCCAUUUCAUAUACUUAUCGUACAUGGUUCCAUAAAAGUUAGUUAUACCAGUGAAAUGAAACGAGAGAAUUUCUUGUCUUGGAUGAAGUCCGAUCCGAAUGGAGCUGUCGAAGGAAUUGUGUGGCACUGUGAUGAUGGGGCAUUAUUUAAGCUUCACCGGUUCCAUUUGUGCACCUCCCUUCCAUGGCCUUUACCAAAGCCAGCACUGUCAAACUUAAGGCCCGUUUCCAUCGACCUCAAUGUCGAUCUUUUGGAUGAAAGCGACCGUGAAAACAACAUGCUGAAUCGGUUGUUGGAGUACAAUGGACAUACUUUUAGUUCACUGAUUGAAAUGAACACUGCUCUGUUCACUUGAUGAAAUGAACACUCCUCUGUUCACUUGAUGAACACUGUUGAGUCUGUUACACAAUGGUUCAUAUUACCCCAGUCCUUUCUACUCUCUCAUUCUUCCUCUAAUUUUCUCUUAUUUUCUUUCUUUCUUUCUCUCUGAAAGAUUUGUGUUAUUUUUUUCAAAGUAUCUAUUUUUACUAAUUUUAACUUCUCUCCAAUAUUUUAAUUUCCCUCCAAAAUGAUUUGUCAUUUCUGAGAAAAUUGUUAUAGUCUUCAAAUUUGUUACAGUUUAUUUGCUCAUUUAGAUGCAAUGCGUAAUUGUCUAAUCAUCAGUGCUCUUAUUUGUUGGCAAUGAAUGACUCCUUCACAAUGAACAAAACCAUUUCUGAUGAAGGAUAUAUAUAUUUUAAGCAUUUUUUUUUUAUUAGAUAAUGACUUUCUUAGUGAUUUUCCCAAUAGAGUCUUACUGAUUGGGUUGGGUAGGAGAAAAAAAAAUGCUUAUUCCAAACAAGUCCAUUCUCUAAACAAGUUCUCAUCUUGACUAUCACUUCAUUCAUAACCACUACUUUCUCAAAAAAAAAAAAAAUUGAAAUCCUGAGCCCAAACCAACAUGAAUGACAAUUGUUGCAACGUUGGAGAUUGUUUUUAUGUUUUUUUGUAGUUUUAAGCAUUAAAUUUGUUUAGAGAAACAUAAUAGUUAAGUUCUUAAAAAACUGCAAAAGCAAUUAGUGAUGGGUUUGAAACCAAACUGGUGAUUGGUACAAGCCAUGCAGUGUUCCUUGGUUAGGCACAGUUCUUUUAUUUGCUUAUUUCUAUAACAGCUGUGAUAUUUAGAAUACUACUUUUUCCUGCUUUAGUAGUAGUUAGUAAAAAUGGUUAGCAUUUAUGAAGCAAUGUCAACAGGCAACACUAAAAUGUUUGCUCCAAAUAUUCCUGCAAAAAUCCCUGCAUUUUGAAUUAUCCAAAUUCGUCCAACCAUUGUUUCCAUCAGUACAAAAUCACACAUACAGAAAUGUAUGCACCUUCUCCUCGACUUACGGCCGUCUGCACCUACAA